Molecule: messenger RNA, 2084 nt
Organism: Aethalodelphis obliquidens (Pacific white-sided dolphin)
Lineage: Eukaryota; Metazoa; Chordata; Mammalia; Artiodactyla; Delphinidae
Gene: IDH2
Product: isocitrate dehydrogenase (NADP(+)) 2
Exons: 11
Coding region: 121-1479 (452 amino acids)
Biological process (GO): isocitrate metabolic process; NADP+ metabolic process
Cellular component (GO): mitochondrion
Molecular function (GO): magnesium ion binding; NAD binding; isocitrate dehydrogenase (NADP+) activity
Source: RefSeq, a predicted model, not a curated record
GCUUAGCAGGCCUAGGUAGCCCGCCGCCAGGCAGCUGGGAGCAGUGGCCGGCGCUAGGAUUUCGCCUACCCCGGUUCGUUCGCUCGCUCGCCAGCCAGUACGACCCCUCACCCGCUCGGGAUGGCUGGUUACCUGCGGGUUGUACGCUUGCUCUGUAGAGCCUCCGGUUCCGGGCCGGCCUGGGCGCCGGCAGCCUUAACAGCCCCCAACUUGCAAGAGCAGCCGCGGCGCCACUAUGCCGACAAGAGGAUCAAGGUGGCGAAGCCAGUGGUGGAGAUGGACGGCGAUGAGAUGACCCGUAUUAUCUGGCAGUUCAUCAAGGAGAAGCUCAUCCUGCCCCAUGUGGACGUCCAGCUCAAGUAUUUUGACCUGGGGCUCCCAAACCGUGACCAGACCAAUGAUCAGGUCACCAUCGACUCCGCGCUGGCCACCCAGAAGUACAGCGUGGCUGUCAAGUGUGCCACCAUCACCCCUGACGAGGCCCGUGUGGAAGAGUUCAAGCUGAAGAAGAUGUGGAAGAGUCCCAAUGGAACCAUCCGGAACAUCCUCGGGGGGACUGUCUUCCGGGAGCCCAUCAUCUGCAGAAACAUCCCACGCCUCGUCCCUGGCUGGACCAAGCCCAUCACCAUUGGCAGGCACGCCCACGGCGACCAGUACAAGGCCACAGACUUUGUGGCUGACCGGGCUGGCACAUUCAAGAUCGUCUUCACCCCAAAGGAUGGCAGCGGAGCUAAGGAGUGGGAGGUGUACAGCUUCCCCGCUGGUGGCGUGGGCAUGGGCAUGUACAACACGGAUGAGUCCAUCUCGGGUUUUGCGCACAGCUGCUUCCAGUAUGCCAUCCAGAAGAAGUGGCCACUCUACAUGAGCACCAAGAACACCAUUCUGAAAGCCUAUGACGGGCGCUUCAAGGACAUCUUCCAGGAGAUCUUUGAGAAGCACUACAAGACCGAGUUCGACAAGAAUAAGAUCUGGUACGAGCACCGCCUCAUUGACGACAUGGUGGCUCAGGUCCUCAAGUCUUCGGGCGGCUUUGUGUGGGCCUGCAAGAACUACGACGGAGACGUGCAAUCAGACAUCCUGGCCCAGGGCUUUGGCUCCCUUGGCCUGAUGACGUCCGUGCUGAUCUGCCCGGAUGGGAAGACCAUUGAGGCUGAGGCUGCUCAUGGGACGGUCACGCGCCACUAUCGGGAGCACCAGAAGGGCCGGCCUACCAGCACCAACCCUAUCGCCAGCAUCUUUGCCUGGACGCGUGGCCUGGAGCACCGGGGGAAGUUGGACGGAAACCAGGACCUGAUAAGGUUUGCCCAGACCCUGGAGAAGGUGUGCGUCGAGACAGUGGAGAGUGGAGCCAUGACCAAGGACCUGGCGGGCUGCAUCCAUGGCCUCAGCAAUGUGAAGCUGAACGAGCACUUCCUGAACACCUCGGACUUCCUGGACACCAUCAAGAGCAACCUGGACAAAGCUCUGGGCCAGCAGUAGCGGGUGGGAGCGCUGCUGGCUGCCGUGGCGGCCGGGCUGGGGCCGAGCGGGUGGCCACAGGUCCCCCCCAACCCCGACACGCCCCCGCAGCGGAGGGUGAGCUUCACACCCCCUCUUUGGAGGCCUUUCUCGGGGACACUCUUUUUUAUAAGCAAGAUGUUUUUAAAAGUAUCUGUGUGUUUCCCCUCAUGGUGACAUGAGGCAGGAACGGUGUGUUUUACCUCAGCCAGUGGUAUGUUUUGCAUACUGUAAUUUAUAUUGCCCUCGGAACACAUGGUGCCGUAUUUAGCUACUAAAAAGCUCUUCACAAAACAGUCUGCUGUGUUCGUCCCUGAGGGGAAGGAGGCAGCUGGGGCCUAGAGGCAGAAGCCCUCAAAGGGCUGGCGGAUUCCCCCGGGGGCUGCCCGGGGUGCCUUGGGUCACAGCAGGCCUCUGUCCAGUCAGGGGGCCACCGGGGGGAGGGGACCAGGCAGAAGGCCUGUGGGUUCCCUGGAAUUUCCUAGCACGACCUGGCUUCUGUAUCCUCUUUUCCAUUUUGAGAUUGUCACUUCCGAUAGAGUACGGUUAUAUAUAUAUAUUUUUUUUCUUUGAUAGUUUUAACUUUC